Messenger RNA from Leptidea sinapis, 1855 nucleotides. It is a transcript of the gene Smu1, whose product is annotated as WD40 repeat-containing protein SMU1. Gene Ontology annotation, molecular function: protein binding. NCBI's taxonomy places the organism in Eukaryota, Metazoa, Arthropoda, Insecta, Lepidoptera, Pieridae. Gene Ontology annotation, cellular component: precatalytic spliceosome. Gene Ontology annotation, biological process: mRNA splicing, via spliceosome. Bases 221 to 1810 code for a protein of 529 amino acids. The record is from RefSeq and is a predicted model, not a curated record. The transcript has 7 exons.
AGCAGUGUUCUUUGGUCCAGACUCCAGAUCGAAGUGUUUUUGUUUAUAACUCAAACAUCCAUCAAAUAUUUCAAUUCAGCCUUUAUAUUUAGAUGGAAAUAAAAUAAUUACAAAUAUUGUGGUAAUAAUGGUCUAAACAACAUUAAAAGAGUCAAGCAGUUUAAACUUAAGUUAUUUAAAUAAUAAGUACCCAAUAAGACUGUAAUAGAUAUAAUCUACAAUGUCAAUAGAAAUAGAGUCUGCAGACGUUAUUCGUUUAAUACAACAAUAUCUUAAAGAAUCAAAUUUAACAAAAACAUUGCAAACUCUACAGGAAGAGACUGGUGUGUCUCUGAACACAGUGGACAGUGUAGACGGGUUCUGUGCAGACAUCAACAAUGGCCAUUGGGAUACAGUGCUCAAGGCUACGGCAUCUCUCAAGCUGCCAGACAAGAAGCUCAUGGAUCUGUACGAACAGGUGGUGUUGGAGCUCACAGAGCUGCGCGAGCUGGGUGCGGCACGCACUCUUCUGCGGCAGACACAGCCCUGCCUGCUAAUGAAACAGCAGGAGCCUGACAGAUACAUGCACCUUGAGAACAUGUUGUCGCGGUCGUACUUCGACCCGCGCGAGGCGUAUGGCGGUGCGGGCGUGGGUGCGAUCGCAGGCGGUGCGGGGGGUGGAGGCGGCGGUAAGGAGUGGCGUCGCGCCACGCUAGCGGCGGCGUUAGCAGGCGAGGUGUCGGUGGUGCCGUCGUCACGACUCCUGGCGCUGCUGGGGCAGGCGCUCAAGUGGCAGCAGCACCAGGGUCUGCUCCCUCCGGGCACGACCAUCGAUCUGUUCCGCGGCAAAGCGGCCAUCCGAGACGAGGAGGACGAUCGGUGCCCCACCCACGUGUCCAAGAUUAUUAAGUUCGGACAGAAGUCGCACGUGGAGUGUGCCCGGUUCUCGCCGGACGGGCAGUACCUGGUGACGGGCUCGGUGGACGGGCUGCUCGAGGUGUGGAACUUCACCACCGGCAAGCUGCGUAACGACCUCCGCUAUCAGGCGCACGACAACUACAUGAGCAUGGACGAAGCCGUACUCAGCCUGGCCUUCGCGCGCGACUCGGACACGCUGGCGGCCGGCGCCAACGACGGCAACAUCAAAGUGUGGAAGGUGUCGACGGGGCAGGUGCAGCGGAGGUUGGAUCGCGCGCACUCCAAGGGCGUGACGUGCGUGCAGUUCUCGCGGGACGCCUCGCAGCUGCUGUCGGCGUCGUUCGAUCGCACGCUGCGCAUCCACGGCCUCAAGUCGGGCAAGCUGCUCAAGGAGUUCCGCGGGCAUGCGUCGUUCGUGAACGAUGCGCUCUUCACGCCGGAUGGGCACGGCGUGCUAAGCGCGUCGUCAGACGGCACGGUGCGGGUUUGGUCUGCGCGUUCGGCGGAAUGCACGGCCACGUACCGGCCGUGGGGUGGAGCAGGCGGUGCGCCCGACCCCGCUGUCAACUCGCUGCUGCUCAUGCCAAAGAACCCCGAGCACUUCGCCGUGUGCAGCCGCAGCAACACGGUGGUGGUGAUGAACAUGGCGGGACAGGUGGUGCGGUCUCUAUCCAGUGGGCGGCGUGACGCGGAGGGUGGCUCGCUGGUGUGCGCCGCGCUGGGUGCUCGCGGGCGCCUGCUGUACUGCGUGGCCGAGGACCUCGUGCUGUACGCCUUCUGCGCGGCCAGCGGCAAACUGGAGCGGACCAUCAACGUGCACGAGAAGGCUGUGAUCGGAAUGGCGCACCAUCCCCACCAGAACCUGCUGGCAACCUACAGCGAGGACGGCCUGCUCAAGCUGUGGAAGCCGUGAGCGCCCGCGUCUUCUGCACCGACUCCUAAUAAAUACUUGGCUGCA